This is a messenger RNA of Chenopodium quinoa (quinoa), 4487 nucleotides long. RefSeq lists its product as uncharacterized. Bases 343 to 4173 code for a protein of 1276 amino acids. Lineage: Eukaryota; Viridiplantae; Streptophyta; Magnoliopsida; Caryophyllales; Amaranthaceae. The transcript is spliced from 16 exons. The record is from RefSeq and is a predicted model, not a curated record.
UUAAUAUUCGUCUUAGAUCUAUAUUUUUCUUUUCCCCCUUUCGAUCUUUUUCACGUUUGCGCUGCACCCCUUCCCCCUCUUCUCUCUCCUCCAUUGAAGCGUACUCUGAAUUCUCCAUUGAAGCGGCUUCGAAGCUUUUUCUCUACAAUUGAAGCAGCUUCUAAGAUUGUUUGCUAAAUUCUGGUCUGAGUUAUGGGCUUAUUGGACUGUGGGUUGUGUCCUUGACUUGGUACUUGAGGAAUCAUGGGUCGUUGAUGGGCUGAUACUUUAGCUAGUUAAGUUGUUCUGGGGUAGAAAUUUAUAAGUUUUACUGGACAUGAGUUAGUAUUUGGACUUGAGCUAAUGGCUGGAAAUGCGAAGUUUGAAUUGAGUUCUGCCAGUCCGGAUAAUUCAGGCUUUUCAGGGAGCUAUUCAAAUGGACAGCGAAGUAGUUAUGCGGGUCCUACUUUGGAUAGGUCCGGAAGCUUUCGUGAGGGAAGUGAUGGUAGGAAUUAUAGCUCUGGAUCUGGCACAUCGAAAAUGAAUGCUUCACCGAUGGCCGAUUUGCCACCAUUAUCCCAGUGUUUGGUUCUGGAGCCCAUUACAAUGGGAGAUCUGAAAAAUAUACGGGCAGGUGAAUUGAAGAGGGCAUUAGGUUAUUCCUUUGGUAAUGCCUCUGAAGAUAAUUCUCUUGGAGCAGGUCAUGCUAAGCCUCCACCGAAUUCGGCUACUGAAGAAUUGAAACGCUUGAAAGCAGGUGUUUAUGAAGGAUCUCUGAAGGCUAGGACUAGGGUCAAAAGAUUGGAUGAUUCGUUAAAUAAAUUGAACAAGUAUUUUGAAGCUUCAAACUCAAAGAAGCAAUUGCCAAACGAAAGAUCAGGUGGUUCAAACUUGCUGAAGAUGGGAGCCCAGUCACACCGAAACUCACCAGAUCUCGCAACCCAAAAGUUAGAGGACAGAAGUAAGAACAUGGGUCACAAUAAGCGUGCCCGUACACCAAUGGGGGAAAUGCGGUCAGAAGGACGGAGCAAUGGAGUCCCAAGGCAACAUUUAGUGAUGGGAAAGGAUAAAGAUGGACCUAAGGAGGGUAGCUCUGAACUUGGUGAAGAAAAAAUUCGCAGAUUACCUGCUGGUGGAGAAGGAUGGGACAAAAAAAUGAAAAGAAAACGUUCAGUAAGUAGUGUAUUCCCUAGGUCGGUUGAUGGUGAUGGAGAGCUUAAGAGGACCAUGCACGGUAGGCUUGGCAAUGAUUCUGGAAUUCACUCUUCAGAUGCUCUUGGCUUCAGAUCCGGAUCUUCCAAUGGUACUAAUGGAAGCAACAAGUUAGAAAGAGCUCCAUCACCUGUGAGCUUGAGCGGUCGUAUGACACCUAAGAAUGAAUUGGACAAGACUUCACUUUCUAGGGAACUUACUGGAAUGAACAAGGAACGAUUACUACCAAAAGGAAAUUCUAAGUUAAAUAUGCGUGAGGAUCCCCAUGUGUUCAGCCCUGGUUCCAUUACGAAGGGCAAGGCUUCAAGAGCUCACCGAUCUGGUCCUGCCUCUGUAGGAAAUUCAUCUCCGAGCUUCUCGCGAAUGUCUGGGGCAGCAGAAGACUGGGAACAACCCCUUAAUGUAAAUAAGGUCCAUUCUUUGGCUGGAGUGAAUAAUCGUAAACGUCCCCUACCCUCUACCGAUUCAUCAUCUGGAAUGGCUCAAUGGGUGGGUCAAAGACCACAAAAAAUUUCCCGUAAUCGGAGAACAAAUAUUGUGUCUCCUACUUCCAAUCAUGAUGAAGCACAGAUUUCAUCUGAAGGAUGCACUCCCAAUGAUUUUAGCACCAGAAUAUCUGGCUCUGUGAACGGGUCAUUUCCUGUCAGAAAUAUAAUGAGUAGCUCACAGCAGCUAAAGGCUAAACUUGACAAUGCAUCUUCUCCGGCAAGAUUAUCUGAAGGUGAGGAAACCAGUGCUGUUGACAACAGACUCAAGGAUAAAGAGCUUGGUGGUUCUGAGUUGGAUGAUAAAAGUUCCAACUCUCAUCAGCAUGCUAGUCCUUCUGGCUUGUUCACAAAGAAGAGCAAAUUGCUUGUGAAGGAUGAAAUUGGUGAUGGUGUACGUAGACAAGGUCGAAGUGGGAGGGGCUCUUCUGUGCCAAAGGGUAGCAUGUCUCCUUUAAGGGAGAAGCUGGAUAAUCCAACAAUGGGAAAACCUGUUAGGAGUGCAAGGCCUGGUUCUGAGAAGAAUGGAAGUAAGUCAGGCCGUCCUCCUCUUAAAAAGCAAUCAGAUCGUAAGGGAUUUACCCGUCUUGGACCUCUGCCAAAUAGUAGCUCUCCAGAUUUCACAGGUGAAUCUGAUGAUGACCGUGAUGAACUUUUAGCAGCGGCGCAGUUUGCUUGCAAUGCCAGUUAUAAUGGCUGUUCUUCUUCAUUUUGGAAAAGAAUGGAACCCCUUUUUAAUUUUACACCAGAGGAUAAAUCCUUUUUGGAAGAACAGCUAAAAAUUGCAGAGGAUCGUUCAAAUGAAAGUGAGUCGACAAGCUUUGGCGAUAAUACUCUGAGAAAUGUUACUGAAAUAGAACAUUUUCGGACACAAAGUUUUGUUUCCGGAGAAACCAAGAUAUGCACCCUGGACAAUGGGAUGACAGAAUCAGCCAAGACAGGAGACUUCAUUAAUCACUUUCAGGAUUAUGAUUCUUCAUGUAGAGGAUCAGACUCUCAAAAAGGGCCUAACAGCCUCACCCCAUUAUACCACAGAGUCCUCUCUGCUCUCAUUGUUGAAGAUGAUUUUGAAGACUUUGAAGAAAACCAUUUUCUUAGCAAUGCUGCUUCUGUAGCUAAUAGAGAUGAUCCAUGUAUGGCUGAUAGAAUAUCUUGCAAUGGCAAUGCCAAUCAUAGGUUCUCAAAUAUCCACGUUCCUAUGCAUGAUGAAAUUGAGGAAGAUGAUUACGGUUUUACAUACUCUGUUGGUCAGGCCGGUCCUGUGCUUCACAGAAAUGAUACAAAUGGGUCACUAGCUAUUCACAUGAAUGCAUCUGGUAAUUCUUCAUUUGAAUGUGAAUAUGAUCAGAUGUGCAUGGAUGAUAAACUACUGCUUGAGUUGCAAAGCAUUGGCUUAUAUCCAGAGACUGUGCCUGAUCUAGCAGAGGGAGAGGAAGAGUUGAUUAAUCAAGACAUCGUCCAACUUAAAAAGCAACUUUCCUCACAGGCCAUGGAAAGGAAAGCAUACUUGGACAAAUUAAAUAAAGCUGUAGAAGACAAGGAGGUUGAAGGACGGGACCUUGAGCGGCUUGCAAUGAACAGGUUAAUUGAGUUGGCUUACAGAAAGCUUCUGGCAACACGUGGAAGCAGUGCUGCUAGAAUUGGGAUCACUAAGGUCUCAAGACACGUGGCCUUGGCCUUUAUUAGAAGAACCUUGGCUAGGUGUCGGAAAUUUGAAGACGCAGGGAAGAGUUGUUUCAGUGAGCCUUCUCUUCGUGAUGUUCUUCUUGCUGUACCUAGCAAUAACACGGGUGGCAUUCAAGCAGAACAGAACAUGCGAUUGGACUCCAGAUCAUCAGGAGCAUAUGUUGCUGGUCCUGAACAGCUUGAUUUUCAAAAUGAUAAAUCUGGUCGGGGUCCAUUUGAUGCAUAUGAAGCUCUUUCUCAUCAGUCUGACCAUGCUUUUGCAAAGAAUGGACCUAUAUUGAACAGAGGCAAGAAGAAGGAAGUGUUGCUUGAUGAUGUUGGUGGAAAUACUGCCCUAAGAUCGACAGCAACUCUUGGAUCAUCUCUUUUGGGUGGAGCAAAGGGAAAGAGAACUGAAAGAGAUUCCGGUGCCAAAGCUGGCCGCCCUUCAAUAUCUAAUUUAAGGGGUGAACGGAAAACAAAAUCGAAACCUAAGCAAAAGGCUGCACAGUUGUCUACACAUCCAGUCCAACCUUCAGCUAAUGUUUCCAGUGACAUGGUUGCUAACAAUAGUAAUAGGAAACGUGAAGGGUUAAUCUCUCCUGGAAACAUUCUUGAUUCAUCGAAAGAGUGCAAAGAUGUUAUGGACCUUAGUAGCUUGCCCUUAAGUGAAAUAGACUCGAUUGAAGACCUUAGUGUAGCUAAUGAAUUUGAAGGACAUCAAGAUCUGAGUACUUGGUUAAAUUUUGACGAGGAUGGUUUGCAAGAUCACGACUCCAUGGGUCUUGAAAUACCCAUGGAUGAUCUAUCUGAGUUAAAUAUGCUUAUGUGAGGACAAGACACUGUACAUUUCUAGCUUAAGUUGAUGAUAAUAGUUUAAUUGCUGGGAAGGAAGCCAGCUGUGUAAUUUAUGCCUCAGGAAAUCAGCACUUGUAAAUUAUGCCCAUUCUUUUUGUAUACUUAGGUUUAGAUAUCACGAAAAUUUGUUUAUGUGAUUUAAAUAGUUCCACCCUUGUAACAAAUCACAGAUUUUACUAAUAGCAAUCAUUUCAUAAUCUUUUUCCCCCCUUUUGUUUUUGUACUAGCUUGCUUCCAUUUGUACAUAAUUUGAUAUUUCAUAGAAAUAAAAUAAUAAAGUUGAAUUAA